AUGAGGUUCUUUCAGGUCGCCAUCACCGGUUUGUUAGUCGCCUUCGUCACCUCGGCUGCCCCCACAAGUUUCAGACCCACGAAAUAUGUGAACCAGAUCGACAAAUAUUCCACAGUCGUGCGGAGCUCGGAUCCCAGCCUCGACGGCCCUUCGGAACCGAAUGAUCCUCAAUACUUCGCCCCGUUUGAUGGGAUUGACGAAACGGAGGAGAUGGAAGAUCCUCCCGUCUAUGAAACGAACGGCUUAAUCCCCCUGGAGGGCUAUACCCUCAAGGAGAAGAGGAACUCCCUUUUCACCAUCGCCAAACCGAUAGUUGCCUUGGCUGGGUCUAGCCUCGCUCUCGAAGAGCAGUACCACUAUCAAGGGAAACCCAUCCUUCACGAGGUGUUGGACCGGAACAUGAGGGCCGAGGGAAACUCUAUGUCUCAGUCCAGGGCACGGGAAUGCUCGGUUCGUAAUCAGAUAUACCAAUAA
Molecule: messenger RNA, 474 nt
Organism: Filobasidium floriforme
Lineage: Eukaryota; Fungi; Basidiomycota; Tremellomycetes; Filobasidiales; Filobasidiaceae
Exons: 3
Coding region: 1-474 (157 amino acids)
Source: RefSeq, a predicted model, not a curated record